ACCUAAACUAUCGACCAGCACUGCUUUGGCUUUCUUUACCGACAACAUUCUUGAAAACGCUGAUAACGGUCUGAUUACUGCCUCUGUUUUCUUGGACUUUAGUAAAGCAUUUGACACCGUUGACCAUGCUAUUCUGUUGUGUAAAUUAAAAUCUGUUGGCUUGGAUGACAAUUCCCUAAAUUGGUUCGAGUCCUACCUUUCCUCUCGUCAACAAGUAACAUCCAUCAACAAUACGAUGUCCAGCUCUCUACCCGUGUCAGUCGGCGUUCCACAAGGAAGCAAUUUAGGUCCACUUCUCUUCAUUAUUUAUAUCAACGAUAUGCCCAACAUUGUUAAACACUGCAAGAUAUUACUCUACGCUGACGACACUCUUCUAUACUACUCAUCCAAGUCAGCUAGUGACAUUGAGAAAUAC
This is a messenger RNA of Paramuricea clavata, 415 nucleotides long. NCBI's taxonomy places the organism in Eukaryota, Metazoa, Cnidaria, Anthozoa, Malacalcyonacea, Plexauridae. The record is from the annotation of a GenBank genome assembly.